AUUCCAUCACUAAAAAACCAUUUGUUAUAAUAUUAAUCAGAUAUAUAAUGGAUAAUAACCCUUCACAAAACUCUGUAAACUUUCUAGAUAUAUCUAACGAUAUUAGUGAAUUUAAUAAUUAUAAUUAUUACUAUCCUAAUAAUUUUCAAGAAACAACUAACGUAAAUCAAGCAGCAAUACAACUUUCAAACGUUUCAUGCGAUAAUUUUAAUUGUUCUUAUGAGGAACCGAAUGAUAAUAUUAUGCCAGUAUCUUACGUGAAUGAACAAUUUUCCUCUCAAUAUACGCCGCAGUAUAUAGAUCAAAAUGUCAACGAACGGAUUUUGGAUCAAGAUUCACCUCAGUAUGACAUUAAUUAUCCUCAAAAAAAUUAUCGUCAAUUUCCUGAAUUAAAAUUUGAAAUUCCUGGAUAUAAAAUUAUCAUUAUACCUACUUUUCCUCUAAAUUUAGAUAAUUUAGACAUGCAAAAUCAUGAUCAAAAUGAUCAAAAUUAUCAAAAUGAUCAAAAUUAUCAAAAUUAUCAAAAUUAUAAUCAUUCUUCAAAUAUUGUAAUAGAUGAUUUACCACCUCAGAAUCAACAAUAUCAACAUUUUCAACAACAAAAUUCUUCUUUUGAAUUAAACGAAUCAUUUAAUUAUUCUUAA
Rhizophagus irregularis DAOM 181602=DAOM 197198 is the source of this 644-nucleotide messenger RNA. RefSeq lists its product as uncharacterized. Lineage: Eukaryota; Fungi; Glomeromycota; Glomeromycetes; Glomerales; Glomeraceae. The record is from RefSeq and is a predicted model, not a curated record.